AUGGCCGGCCUCCUCCACCUCCACCUCCAGCUCCAGUCCACGCUUCUCCCCUCGGCGUCCGCGCUCCGCCGCCGUGCGGGCGCGCCGGCGCCGUCCUCGUCCCGCCGCCGGUGCCGUGUCGAGGCCAAGAUCCGGGAGAUCUUCAUGCCGGCGCUCAGCUCCACCAUGACCGAGGGCAAGAUCGUCUCCUGGACCGCCGCCGAGGGCGACCGCCUCGCCAAGGGCGACCCCGUCGUCGUCGUCGAGUCCGACAAGGCCGACAUGGACGUCGAGACCUUCCACGACGGCUUCCUCGCCGCCGUCCUCGUGCCCGCUGGCGAGUCCGCGCCCGUCGGCUCCGCCAUCGCGCUCCUCGCCGAGUCCGAGGAGGAGAUCCCGGUCGCCCAGUCGCAGGCCGCCUCCUUCUCCUCCAGCUCCCCCUCGCCGCCGCCUCCGCAAGAAACUGCUGCUGAAGAAGCGUCCCUUACGCCGCCGCCACCUCCUCCCCCGGCGCCGGUGGCAGUCUCUGCUCCCGCGCCGCCUUCGCCAGCAACACGAGGCGGGGGGCGCGUGGUUGCUUCGCCCUACGCCAAGAAGCUCGCCAAGGACCUCGGCGUUGAUCUUUUCUCGGUCACGGGGUCAGGCCCCGGCGGGCGAAUUGUGGCCAAGGAUGUCGAGGCUGCGGCUGCGCCCAAGAAGGCCGCACCAGUGACUGCUGCACGGCCGGAUGUGCCGUUGGGGUCGACGGUACCAUUCACGACAAUGCAGGGUGCUGUCAGCAAGAACAUGGUGGAGAGCCUUGCCGUCCCGACAUUCAGGGUCGGGUACACCAUCACGACUGAUGCUCUUGAUCAGCUCUACAAAAAAAUUAAGUCAAAGGGGGUUACAAUGUCAGCACUGUUGGCUAAGGCGACGGCAAUGGCUCUGGUUCAGCAUCCUGUGGUGAACUCCAGCUGCAGGGAUGGGAAGAGCUUCACAUACAGCAGUAGUAUCAACAUUGCUGUGGCAGUGGCCAUAGAUGGUGGGUUGAUUACGCCGGUUCUUCAAGAUGCUGAUAAGCUUGACAUUUAUUCAUUGUCAAGGAAAUGGAAGGACUUGGUUGAUAAGGCACGGGCAAAGCAGUUGCAGCCCCAUGAGUACAACUCUGGAACGUUUACUCUUUCGAAUCUUGGUAUGUUUGGAGUUGAUAGGUUUGAUGCAAUACUGCCACCUGGAACUGGAUCCAUCAUGGCCGUUGGGGCAUCAGAACCGACCAUUGUUGGUACAAAAGAUGGUAGAAUUGGGAUCAAGAACCAAAUGCAGGUAAAUGUUACUGCUGAUCAUCGGAUUAUUUAUGGAGCUGACCUUGCUGCUUUUCUGCAAACACUUGCCAAGAUAAUUGAGGAUCCCAAGGAUCUCACGUUCUAA
Miscanthus lutarioriparius is the source of this 1386-nucleotide messenger RNA. Lineage: Eukaryota; Viridiplantae; Streptophyta; Magnoliopsida; Poales; Poaceae. The record is from the annotation of a GenBank genome assembly.